Mangifera indica (mango) is the source of this 699-nucleotide messenger RNA. Its product is annotated as heavy metal-associated isoprenylated plant protein 39-like. Lineage: Eukaryota; Viridiplantae; Streptophyta; Magnoliopsida; Sapindales; Anacardiaceae. Gene Ontology annotation, molecular function: metal ion binding. The record is from RefSeq and is a predicted model, not a curated record. The coding region runs from base 136 to 528 and encodes 130 amino acids. The transcript has 3 exons.
GUUCGCCUCGUCUUCCUCCUCUUCUUCUUCUUCCUGUUCCAUUAUACUUCUUUUAUCAUUGUGCACUUUCAGAAUCCGGGGUUCUGAUCUGCAACUUUGUUUUACAAUUUUUCUCAGCUCAGAUUUCUCAAGACAAUGGAUGUGAAGAAAGCAGUGUUGAAAUUGGACUUUCACGAUGAAAAAGUCAAGAAAAAAGCCAUGAAGACGGUCUCUGGCCUUCCAGGGGUUGAAUCAAUCGCCAUGGACACGAAGGACCAUAAAUUGACAGUGAUUGGAAACAUUGAUCCAGUAUGUAUAGUGAGCAAACUGAGGAAGCUUUGUCACACUGAGAUAGUAUCAGUUGGACCUGCGAAAGAGCCGGAGAAGAAGAAGGAAGAGCCCAAGAAACAAGAGCCGAAAAAAGACGAGCCGAAAAAAGAUGAUGUAGCUGAGCUUGUUAAGGCCUACAAGGCCUAUAAUCCUUAUUUAACCACACAAUAUUAUGUUAGAAGUGUAGAGGAAGAUCCAAACGCCUGUGUCAUCUGCUAAAUUUUUAGUCUUUGGAAUCUAUAAUAAGAGGAAAUCUAAAUUAUCUUCUUAAAAAAUCAGAUUAUACAGAGCCUGUGAGGUUCAUGUGUACAGUUGGCUGAUGGGUUGUUCUUCUUUUAUGUUCUGUUGGGUGGAUUUGGUAUUAAUGAAUCAGAAUUUUCAUGGCGACCA